This is a messenger RNA of Mirounga angustirostris (Northern elephant seal), 2124 nucleotides long. RefSeq names its product sequestosome 1 (gene SQSTM1). Gene Ontology annotation, molecular function: K63-linked polyubiquitin modification-dependent protein binding; protein kinase C binding; zinc ion binding. Gene Ontology annotation, biological process: mitophagy; endosome organization; aggrephagy. Gene Ontology annotation, cellular component: aggresome; amphisome. The coding region runs from base 51 to 1457 and encodes 468 amino acids. The transcript is spliced from 8 exons. Lineage: Eukaryota; Metazoa; Chordata; Mammalia; Carnivora; Phocidae. The record is from RefSeq and is a predicted model, not a curated record.
CCCGCCGCCGCCGCGGCCUGGCUCCGUCUCCUGCUCGCCGACCGGUAGCGAUGGCGUCGCUCACCGUGAAGGCCUAUCUUCUGGGCAAGGAGGACGCGGCCCGCGAGAUCCGCCGCUUCAGCUUCUGCUUCAGCCCCGAGGCCGAGGCCGAGGCGGAGGCCGAGGCCGAGGCCGCGGCCGGGCCCGGGCCCUGCGAGCGGCUGCUGAGCCGGGUGGCCGCCCUGUUCCCGGUGCUGCGGCCCGGCGGCUUCCAGACGUACUACCGCGAUGAGGAUGGAGAUUUGGUGGCCUUUUCCAGUGACGAGGAACUGACCAUGGCAAUGUCCUACGUGAAGGAUGACCUCUUCCGUAUUUACAUUAAAGGUCUGGAGGGCAGGGCCAGGGGCCCACUGACUGAAAGCCCCCCAGUCAUGACGAGCGGUUCGUGUGGGGUCCCACCUGCAGAGAAGAAGGAGUGUCGGCGGGACCACCGCCCCCCGUGUGCUCAGGAGGUGCCCCGCGGCUUGGUGUACCCCGGCGUGAUCUGUGACGGGUGCAAUGGGCCCGUGGUGGGGACCCGCUACAAGUGCAGCGUCUGCCCGGACUACGACCUGUGCUCCGCCUGUGAGGGGAAGGGCCUGCACCGUGAGCACAGCAAGCUCGUCUUCCCCGGCCCCUUCGGGCCCUUCUCCGAGGGCGUCGCUCACAGCCGCUGGCUCCGGAAGCUGAAACACGGGCACUUCGUGUGGCCCGGCUGGGAGAUGGGCCCCCCAGGGAACUGGAGCCCGCGUCCUCCCCGGGCAGGGGACACCCGCCCCGGCUCCGCAGCCGAAUCAGCUGCUGGUCCAUCGGAGGAUCCCAGUGUGAAUUUCCUCAAGAACGUAGGGGAGAGUGUGGCGGCCGCCCUGAGCCCUCUGGGCAUCGAGGUGGAUAUUGACGUGGAGCACGGCGGGAAGAGGAGCCGCCUCGCCCCUGUCUCUCCAGGCAGCUCCGGCACCGAGGAAAAGUGCGGCUCCCAGCCGAGCAGCUGCUCUUCGGACCCCAGCAAGCCAGACGCAGACCCGGAGGGCGCGGCGCAGUCCCUGGCGGAGCAGAUGGACAAGGUGGCCCUGGAGUCGGUGCCACCGGAGGAGCAGAUGGAGUCGGAUAACUGCUCGGGGGCAGACGAAGACUGGACUCACUUGUCUUCCAAAGAAGUGGACCCGUCUACGGGGGAACUCCAGUCUCUACAGAUGCCCGAAUCCGAAGGGCCGGGCUCUCUCGACUCUUCUCAGGAAGGGCCCACAGGACUGAAGGAAGCUGCAUUGUACCCCCAUCUGCCACCAGAAGCUGACCCCCGGCUCAUCGAGUCCCUCUCCCAGAUGCUGUCUAUGGGCUUCUCUGACGAAGGCGGCUGGCUCACCAGGCUCCUGCAGACCAAGAACUACGACAUCGGGGCGGCGCUGGACACCAUCCAGUAUUCGAAGCACCCGUUGUGACGGCUUCUGCCCCCUUGUCCCACCCCCUUCUUGUCUCCUACUUGUGUUGAGCUAGUGUAGAACAGCAGGGCCUCUCUAAGGGCCAGUUUCUGUGCAUUCUUCUUCCAGAAUCUGGGGGGUGGGGAUGCACCAAGCCAUCCAGGGCAGUGGAACAAGUGACAGGAGGGGGGGGCCCCGUGUGUGGCUGCCCAUGUUGGAGAAGCGUCUGCUGGCUUCCAGGGGCGGAGCGGGGCCCAGUGGUGUUCUCCUGCCCUCCCCCCACCAGGAUCACACCAGCAGUCCAGAAUGUCUUGCCUAAUGGCCUUUUUUUUUUUUUUUUUUAAUGACUAAUAGUAGGCUGACAUGUAGUUGAUUUUCUGCUAGAAACCCGAUCAGCUCCAAAUUUAGAGUGAGUACAGCUGACAUCCUGCUGCGUGGGAGAGGAGUGAGGACAGGGCAGUCCAGGACUUGGCUUCUUGAAUCUGCAAAUGAGGAGGGGCUGAGAGGGAAGGGAGGCCGGAGCUCACAGAAUACUGCCUGUUCCAUAACCGCUCUAGUUCUGUCAUUUCCAGACGCGUCUGUUGCUUUUACAGUAAGAAAACCCUGUUGUAACCAUUAUGUUGCUAUUUUGCAAUCAGUAAUUAAAUGGUGUAAGCACUUUAAUCAAAGAUGUUACAACCACAGAUGA